Messenger RNA from Dioszegia hungarica, 741 nucleotides. RefSeq lists its product as uncharacterized. The record is from RefSeq and is a predicted model, not a curated record. The coding region runs from base 1 to 741 and encodes 246 amino acids. The transcript is spliced from 3 exons. Gene Ontology annotation, molecular function: protein binding. Lineage: Eukaryota; Fungi; Basidiomycota; Tremellomycetes; Tremellales; Bulleribasidiaceae.
AUGUCCCCGAAGAAGAAAUCGGUCGUCGGGAAGGGUAUAGGCGACAAGGUGGAUAAGGACGGGGAUGCAAGGAAGAACGACGAUGUCUACAAGGACGAGGACGCGGACGUUGUUCUCGUCUCCAGUGACAACACUGUCUUCCGCGUUCAUGGCUUCUACCUCAUGGCUGCUAGCCCCGUCUUUCGCGAUAUGCUCGGGUCCAGCACCAGUGGGGCGAACGGAGAGGUCGAGUUCACCGACGAGAAGCUCGAAUGCGCAACAACCAUUCGAGCCCUACUCGACUACAUUUGCAAGCCCUUUGGAGACUUCGACUCCCUGCCGUGCGAUACGAGAUUCAGCCUCAUCCGCGUAGCUGAGAAGUAUGAUUGUUCCGUCCUACUGCAGGCCAUCACCCUGCACACGGAACACUCCGUCGGGUCCAAAACUCAUCUCUGGGAGCGUUUCUUCUACGCCUGCGCCCUCGACAACAUCGAGGUCGCUCACAGGCUGCUCCCUGCCGCCGCGGGCUUCACCUGGAGUUCCGGCCUCGCGGAGGAUAUAGCCUCCGUCAACCAGAACAUAACGGGCGCUAGUGUGCUCGAUAUCACGAGCAUGUCGAGCGCGUGGAUGGACUAUUUGCCCCGCAAGUAUCUCCUUGCGCUCAUACGUGCCUCGCGGCUGCGUGUCCCUUCAAACUUGGAAAGCUGGAGCGCAGUAGCGGACGAGUUCAAGAAACAGGUUAACCUGCAAAAUACCAAAUGA